GUCGCAACACCGCCGUUCCUUAGGCAAAGUGAAAUAAAUUCGCCGCACCGACACAAAAACUAGUCCGCUUUCGGAAGACAUGUUUUGGCGGGGCCCCGGUGCCUAAAGACCCUGUCCGGUGAACUUUCUGAACGAGCGGCAACAAUAUCGAAGUCACAGCGGCGGCCGAAGGCGCUUUAUCGGACGGGGGAAGUUGUUUAUGGCGGGCCUUCGUGUAGCUCCACGGCGGAGGGAUCUGUGCUGUGCUCAGGCCGAGCUGAAUGAGAUUGAACAAGAGUUCUUGUUUUGUAGCUUCAGUUUGUGUCUAUAUACACUAAUUUGCUUAAACUACGUACAAAAUUGCACAACAAAGUGAAGGUGCUUGGGAAGGAGCGAGCGGGACUCUUUAUGGGCUCUUCUUCCAUCGUGGAUCGUCUUGUUGGAGAUAUAUAUUUAAUUAAUCUGGAGGAGGACUGCUGCUGAGGCAGGGCUGCACAGAGGGGUGGAGUCCAGUCCCACAGCCUGGUGCGGCACGUUCAUGCUUCAGUUGGAUGGUUUUCCCACUGGACACGGCGUUCAGGCUGAUCAAUCAGCUGAAAGACUGACUGCAUCCAUGAUGGAAUUACAGACAUUACAGGAGGCUCUGAAGGUGGAGAUCCAGAUCCACCAGAAACUGGUGGCCCAGAUGAAGCAGGACCCUCAGAACGCAGAUCUGAAGAAACAACUUCAUGAGCUUCAAGCAAAGAUCACUGCACUGAGUGAGAAGCAGAAAAAGGUGGUGGAGCAGUUGAGGAAGGAACUGCUGGUCAAGCAGGAGCCAGAAGCCAAAGUGCAGCUGCAGGUCCACACACCUCCAGUUGGGGGUGAUUUAAAGCCCACCAACCUGCUGCAGACCCAACAGAUUCCUGGAGGACUACAGCAGACGCUGACAGUCACGCCAGUCCUCACCGCCAAGACUCUACCUCUCGUGCUGAAAGCGGCGGCCACGGCCACCCUGCCCGGCUCUGUCUUGCCGCAGCGCCCGGCCACCGUCAUGGUAACCACCGCCAUCUCCAAACCGGACUCACACAACGCCCCCAUCAACCUGCAGGUGAUGGGCAAGCUGAGCGCUCACAGCUCGGAACCUGUGAGGCUUGUGUCCAAGAACGCCAUGCUGCUGCAGGCCGUCCAGCCAAUCAAAGUCCCCCAGUUUGUCCCUCCUCCUAGACUGAUGACACCACCCACCUUUCAGCCGCAGCAGGUCAGGCCAAAGCCCGCCUUUCCUGCCAAUGUCCCCAUUGCCCCUGCUCCGCCGCCGCCCAUGAUGGCGGCCCCCCAACUGCUCCAAAGGCCUGUCAUGUUGGCCACCAAGUUGUCGCCUUCCAUGUCGUCUGUGGCGCCCAUUCACCAGGUCCGCAUCGUUAACGGGCAGCCGUGUGUCAAAACCGGCACCACCCCUCUGACGGGCAUCGUCAUUACCACGCCGGUCACCACGACCGCCGCCUGCAUCGCCAGCCCGGCCCAGGCACCAGACCCUGCCUCGGUCCCCACCCUGGCCCCAAGCCAGCCGAGCCAGAUCAGCAGCCUGGCCUCUGAUUCCAAGACUGUUAAAUCAGGGGGCGGUGCCGAGCACAAGAUGGCAAUCCCCCUCCCCUCGUCUUCUACUCCUCCCUUGUCUCCGCCUACAAGACCCAGGAAGGAGGAGAGUCCAGAGAAACUGGCCUUCAUGGUGUCCUUGGGCCUUGUAACGUACGACCACUUGGAAGAGAUUCAAAGCAAAAGGCAAGAGAGGAAAAGGAGAACGACGGCUAACCCGGUCUACAGCGGCGCCGUGUUUGAGCCUGAGAGGAAAAAGAGUGCUGUGAGUUACCUGAACAGCCCUCUGCACCAAGGGACCCGAAAGAGAGCCAACGACGACUCCCUUUCCAAGGUAUGUCACGCAGACUGUUGUUGUUCUUCCCCCCUCUCCAUCUUUUUUUCUUUUUUUUUCUUUUCUUUGUUUUUCCGUCUUUUGUCGUCUGUCUCAUUUCACCCAGGUCGCCCACCCAAAUACGGCGGCGUCCCGGAGCUGGGCUGCCUCACCCCGACCUCCCCCUCCAGCCCCGUACACCCCCUCCCUCUGCCCAGCCCCAGCUCUGGGGAUGGAGACAUCCAUGAGGACUUCUGCACUGUGUGCAGACGCAGUGGACAGUUGCUCAUGUGCGACACGUGUUCUCGUGUCUAUCACCUGGACUGCCUGGACCCGCCCCUGAAAAGCAUUCCUAAAGGCAUGUGGAUCUGUCCAAAAUGCCAAGACCAGAUUCUCAAGAAAGAAGAAGCCAUUCCGUGGCCCGGAACGCUGGCCAUUGUUCACUCCUACAUCGCCUACAAAGAAGCAAAAGAAGAAGAGAAGCAGAAGCUCAUCAAGUGGAGCGCAGAGCUGCGACUGGAGCGCGAGCAAUUGGAGCAGCGAGUCAAGCAGCUCAGCAACUCCAUCACGAAAUGCAUGGAGACCAAGAACAGCAUCCUGGCUCGCCAGAAGGACAUGCAGCUGUCUCUGGACAAAGUCAAACAUCUGGUCCGCCUCAUCCAGGCCUUCGGCUUCAAACAGACUGUGCCCGACGGCAGCGACGUAAGAGUCCAGGAUGCUGCGGCGCCGCCGCCCGAAGCCAACGCCGAGGCCAAGGUUGAGGGCGGCGGCAAGAGUGAAAGCAGUGCGGCCGAAGAGCAGAAGACGGUGGCGGGGAGCGUGACGACCACAGGAGACGCAGACCGUCAGGGCGCUGUUGUGCGCGCCACAGAGGACAUUUCCGCUGGAGGUGCGGGGGGAGGAGCUAAGACAGAGACAGGCGUACAGGCUGAAAGUGGGGCCAAGGUGGGGACCGAAACAUCUCCACAAGCUGACGUCGGCCCUCGUUCUGAGGCGCCGACGCCCGCAGACGCCGUCACCACCAAUGGUACGGCCGCGCUGCCGUGCCCCGCUGCUGACGCCACUGCCAAUUCUGAAAACAAGACGGCCGCCGUCAGCCCUCCGGAGGCGGCAGCGCAGGACAAACAGGACAUUAGCGACAGCAACAACAGCAAAACCUCAGAACCCUCCCUGCAUUCUGUGCCAGCGCUCGGCGGCGAGUAACAUUACUCGCCGCCAUUUUCCAACUCGGAGUUCGAUUUAAGAAGAAAAAAAAAAAAAGAGUUGCCAAUCCGUGUAAAUGUCGUUUGUUUGCGUCGUAUUGUCGGACUGUGUCGAUGGUAGAUAGCGGCCUUGUCACAUGACGACCGCCGUGGUGGCCAGUUAGCGAUAGACAUCGUCAUAGGAACGCUCAAAGGGAGACCGAAUCCAUCACACCAGUGUGUGCCUGUCCCAGUGGUCCCGGGGGGGUAGGGUGGGGCCACACGUCGCUCGUCCCAAACCACCAAAUUUUUUGACGAGCUCCUACACUGAAGACUGUUGCCUAGCAACUAAAAGCAGUAGGCAACCCCCAACCCUGUCCUCUUUAACCCCAAGGUUUAAGUUCUUCAAACAAAGAAGUCACAGUCGUAGGACAAAUUCAUGUCACAGCAGGGGGCGUGUCACCAGUGCCAUCAUCAGAAUAUUAAUAUAAAUCCAACAUGGUGGAACUUCCCUACUAACCACGGUCAUAGGUCCGCCUCCAGCAACGCCUCCUUCACCCACAGUGGAUGGUAGACGCCACCAAGUGUCCUGCUGUCGAUUGACUUCUCUGUUUGAAGCAUCUUAACCACGAGGGAGGGGUAAUGCCCUUUCCCCACCGGGUCCAGACUGUAGCCCCGCCCACUAAGGCAGGCGUGGAGGAGACGGCGGAGCCAGAGCGGCGUUGUGUUGUUGUGAGUCUUCAUUUUGUGUGUCUGUGUGAGCACUAAAUGUGACGUGCUUUGUUUUUUCUAGGACAACAUAUUCAGGUCUUCCUGGUGUUGGGAAUAAGUGCUUUGUGUUCCUGUCCACCGCCGUUGUCAACUGCCAAAAGCGUCCAAACACGCCAGUGGGGCGGAGCCAAGCUUCCAUGAGUGGUAACAAAACAAAACAAAAAAAAGCACAAGUUAGCGGAGGAUUUUCUUUUGUAUGUAUGUUCUUUGAUGUGACAUGACUCCUCCCACUUUUGGGGGCAGCACAAGCCUCCAGCCCAGUAGGUGGCGCCGCUCACUUCCUGCUCCUUCAUCCAUGGUGCCUCUUUUUUUUCCCCAUUUUAUAUUAUUUUGUUUUAUGUCUUGCGGGUCCAAAACAAAGCCGCCAGCAACUGGAGGCGGAGCAUUUGUACCCGUUAAUGAGGACUGGGUGGCGUUCCGAGUUCAUUCAUAUCACAUGACUCCUGUCAGCCAAUUAGCAUAUCCAGCCUUUUGCUUGCCAUGUGGUCACCCUCCCUCGCCCUGUAGGUACCUUGAGUGCCUUCUACCUGUCUUGUUGACUUGCACUGUGACUUGUAGGCCCUGUCCCCUCCACAUUAACCCCGCCCAUCUUCCACGUCAUUGGCCAGUCAGUGUUUAGCAGCUGCCUUAAAUGUAUUUUUAUUUGACCUGAUCAUCUUGUACGCGGUCGUCAUGACAAUGACGACGCGGCCUCUGGUUUUGCGAUGCACUUUUUCAUUUAAGCAGUAUUAAAAACAACAACCCCCCGGGGGGGAUCCACUCCAGUCACCAAGUCACCUAGCAACGAGUCAUGGCAUGCCUUCUUAUGCAAAUCUUAUACACAAGUUCGUUAUGCAUUGUUUUUAUUUUUUUUACUUCUAAUCAUCACUUUUGGUUUUAAGUGGGCGGAGCCAGCGUGUUUGAAUGCGGAUGAGCUGACAUCUUAGUGGGCGGAGUUUAAAAAAAGGGUACAUUUUAUCCAAAGAACAUGUGGGAGGAUCAUUGGAGGGAAUUCCUGUGAAUCUGUUCAGAAGCAUCCAGUCAUGAUCGUGGCCUUCUAGUGUUGUCCUUACUUACAUCAAGUUGUGCCCCCCCCAAUUCCCAUCCCCAUCCCCAUUUUAUAUCUUCCAUGUGCUCAGACGCAUUGUAGCGCUCCGGAUAAAGAACAACGUGUACAUUGGGGAAUCUUUGUAUAAUUGUUUGUAUUUUUUCAUAAUGAUUUUUGGAAAGGAAUGUGUUUAUUUUUUGGACUUGUUUUCCACGCGUGUCUUCUGUUCGGCCAUGUCGGUGGGAUUCCUAUACCUCUGUAUUGAGCCUCCCCUUCCUCUUAUUCUUCUUCUCGUGAUGAUGACGAUGAUGCAGUGUUUCACUAAAUACUGUUGCUAGGUAAUGGAUGGCACCAGCCGCCACUAGGAGCAUUUGAUCAAUUUCUAUUUAUUUAUUUUAUCAGUUUGCUAAUAAAUCCUCAAAAGCAUCA
Messenger RNA from Entelurus aequoreus (snake pipefish), 5275 nucleotides. It is a transcript of the gene phf21ab, whose product is annotated as PHD finger protein 21Ab. The transcript has 19 exons. Gene Ontology annotation, cellular component: histone deacetylase complex. NCBI's taxonomy places the organism in Eukaryota, Metazoa, Chordata, Actinopteri, Syngnathiformes, Syngnathidae. Gene Ontology annotation, molecular function: chromatin binding. The coding region runs from base 518 to 3070 and encodes 850 amino acids. The record is from RefSeq and is a predicted model, not a curated record. Gene Ontology annotation, biological process: negative regulation of transcription by RNA polymerase II.